AUGGAUUGGAUUGUACAUUUAACCGAAUCUCGUCAAACGUCAGACCAAAGCCUGGCAGAGCGCCUCAAGCGUAUUGAGGACGCUCUCUCUCAUACACUUUCUAAUCAUAAGAACUCAGAAACCAAUGCAGCCAAACCAUUGACUCCAAGCUCACAAGCCACUGACCCCCACAAGAGUUCAGACCCUGGUACUGGAGACUCGGCCAACGAUACCCCUCAAAAAUCGUCUCUCAGUCGGCCAUCUUCUUCCUUUUUGAGAGCCACAGAUUCGAGAUCUGCAAGCGUAUCCCAGGCCCCAUCUCCUGCUGGUGGCUUCACCAGCUCUGUUUCCUAUGGGCAACUCCAUUAUGGUGGCUGUCACUUUGGCCACAUCAGUCAGCAUAAUGGACUACCUUUACUUUCAGAAGAGGGAAGACAGUGGAUAAUUUCAAAGACUGGCCAUGAAGUUGUUCUCAAUCCUGGUGCCACAGAUCACACCAACCCUUCUCAAUCGCCUGCACCUCACGUUUACCAUGACCAACGCGCCUUAUACCAACUUCCGGACAGAAGUAUCACUGAGAAGGCUUUCGACGCUUUUAUCCAUUCCUCUUUCAGCUUGGUGUUUCCCGUCGUGGAACGGGUUCUGUUCAAGGACACCAUUGAACUAGCGUAUCGACCUUAUACGGGCGAUGUUCCUUCUUUGGAGCAGCUUAGUGCCAAGGUUGGCGUUUUAGCUUUCCUCUCAAUGAUAGUACUCUUCCAAGAUACAUUUGCAGAUGCAUUAAGUAUCGACACAGACUUGUGUGCCACAAAGGCACGUUAUCUACUCACAGAUGUCCUUGAAAUAGCCAGUAUCAACAACCUACAAAUAGUCUUCAUGCUGAACAUGCAUGAGAUAUUCUCUGGACGCCUUCGAUCCGGUGCCAUGUUCCAUGCCAUUGCGUGUCGCAUGGUAUUCACGCUUGGAGGUCAUACGUACCUAUCAUGUAAGUCACGAAGCUCGCAAAUUACACGAUCAGAGAGGGAACGACGCCAACUUCGCAUGCUAUUCUGGCUAUGCUAUAUCUUCGAUAAAGACAUUGCUCUACGGACAGGGCAACCGCCGCUCAUGUCCGACGAAUAUUGCGAUCUCACCCUUCCAGAGACCUAUUUCGACUGCUAUGAAUACCUUCCCAAACUCAAUGAAAGCCUCCCCCAAGUGUCCUUCGAAGAAGAGAGUCUCAUGCCUCACCUUCCGGGCGACCCUCGCCUGAGCCAACUCAAAGACAAAACUAGUCGUCUGCUAUAUUCGGCUCAGGCUGCUAAGAAGUCUCACGCACAGCUGCUUUGUGACAUUCGAGAGCUUGAUGAAGAGCUCGAAGAAUGGAGGCAGUCCGUACCUCCUUCAUUCCGUCCCGCGCUCUCAAUCACCAAUGAGUCUCAAGUCGCUCUUGAAGGGAUGCAUCUUCCACGCAGUAUGAGACACAUCACUCUGCAUUUGGACUAUCAUCAUCUCAUGAUUGCAAUACACCGAGCAAGUGGCAGGUGUAUGGGGCCUGAUCCUGGAAACCCUAACGACCAACCCGAAUGGGUCCCUGGAGUCGAAUCGAGCAAUGCUCUUGCGCUGGAAGCUAGUCGGUCGACACUCGUGUAUCUGCGGGCAGCGAUGUGUGGGGUUGCUGGUGAAGCAUUCUGGGUUAUUGUCUUCUAUCCCACAGCAGCCAUGAUCACUCUCUUCUUCAACAUCCUGCAGUAUCCACUCCAUGAACGGGCUGAGCAAGACCUUGAGCUUCUCAAAGCAGCCGCUGAUCUAAUCAACAAUCUCCCCGUGCGGCGACUGACCACUUCCGAAGUCUCACAUAUGAAACUUAUCAAUGACUUUGUUGUUGAGCUAGUCCGCCUUGGAAGGAGUGCAAUCUGCAAAGCAAGCAUGGAAAGGGAUCACGAGCUUGACAGACAGUUAAUGAUUAUACACUAA
Fusarium subglutinans is the source of this 1935-nucleotide messenger RNA. Its product is annotated as transcriptional activator Mut3p. Bases 1 to 1935 code for a protein of 644 amino acids. NCBI's taxonomy places the organism in Eukaryota, Fungi, Ascomycota, Sordariomycetes, Hypocreales, Nectriaceae. Gene Ontology annotation, biological process: DNA-templated transcription. Gene Ontology annotation, molecular function: zinc ion binding; DNA binding. The transcript has 4 exons. The record is from RefSeq and is a predicted model, not a curated record.